Molecule: messenger RNA, 1248 nt
Organism: Suillus clintonianus
Lineage: Eukaryota; Fungi; Basidiomycota; Agaricomycetes; Boletales; Suillaceae
Exons: 10
Coding region: 1-1248 (415 amino acids)
Source: RefSeq, a predicted model, not a curated record
AUGGGCUUCAUAUCAGAGCCGCGAAAAGCCAAGACCAGAGCUAUGGAAAAUGCUGUCUGGAAGCCUAAAGCAACAAAAAUAGCUCAUCAACCGUCCCCGCCAACUCGACUAGGAAGCUCGGGUCCCGGCGGCGGUAUCUAUCAGAAACAGAAAAAAAUCAGCACCAAGCACCCAGCACCAAGCGCCAACAAGAACAUCCAGCGCACAAAAGUGGAUCCGCCUCCAGAUGUGACUGCUCACAUGAUGAUGAGGAUGAAGACCUGGGACCUGAACUCGAAAAACCUCGAGGAUGUGUCUGCAUUGUCCAAGUCUGACGAGCUUGACUCAGAUGAACAGACUCCAACCUGGCGUGAUCUCGAUAACGCUGUUUCAGAGUCCAUCAAUGAAACUACUACAACUUGCGGGGAUUCAGAACCCUACUCCAGUGACAGCGCCAACCCCAAACUCACCUCUGCUGCACGCCACAGCAUUGCUUCUCUCAUUCGAACGGAGUCUGGUAAGGUAAAGUUGCUCGAUCAGAACCAGGAGACUCGACGAGUAGUGUGGGACGCGAUUGUGGACGCCAAGUGUCACAUUGUCUUUGUUGAUGCCUAUCCUGAACUGAUUGACAAAAACCAAGUCUCACUGCAAUCUUUGCUUACAGUGGCUGGGGAACGUGGCCUACACGCCAUUAAACAAUGUCUUCAAGCGGAUGCGACAUAUGCCGUUCAACUCAGUAGUUUGGUGGAGCCACACAUUCCGAUAUUACGCCGCGAGUUGAAAGAGGUUGCAUGCGCCAACAUCGACAGCUACUUUCGCCUUGGUCACAACGUAGUCAAGGCAAAAAGACUCAUGGAGAAGCACGCAUAUAUAUGCUUUGAAGUUCGAUUUUUCAACGGCGCGAAGUCCAUUGGCGUCAAAUAUGCGGAGCGCUUCAUCAAGAUUGCAAACAACAAGGCCAAUCGCCCCAAAAUACCUGUCCCAUUGCUGGUGCUGGUCGCGACAUCAGUUUACAAUGCCCUCUUUUGGAAAACACUUGGUUCGCCGGGAAAGUUCAAUUUCACGGGGAAUCAAUUCAGUGAAACCUAUGUCUUUCACGUGAAGUUCCUCGAGGACUUGAAGAAGGACGCACCUGGGAAGUUUCACCGCUUGAUGGCCGAUAUUUAUGGAGCUGUACAGGCGUUGAAACGGAAGGGAAAUGAUAAUAUGGCCACCGAGCAUGAAGAUGCACUGGCACUACUCGACCUCGAUGGCAUGGUUGAGGAUUAG